GUACCCGUACAUGAUGAAAGUGAGAGUGAAACAACAACGAAACUUACACAAACACAACCACUCUUCUAAAUUCUGUUUCAUUCAUUCAUAUUUCUAAUUUUAUAUUCAUUCUUUAUAGUACUCUUCUCUUGACCCAGUUUCACGCUAAAAACAAAAACAAUGAAACCAACGAAACCUCGUCGCAAUUCUCCAUCACCAUUUUCCUCCCUUUCCCACCUAAAUCAAACCAAACUCAAAAACCUUAAUAUUCUGUCUUUUUUGUGUUGUUUUAAUUUAAUGUUGUCUGAAUCUGUAUUCUGUCACUUGACAGAGGAUUUACUUAUCAGAGUUUUGGAUAAACUCGAUUCAGAUCGGAAAUCUUUUCGGUUAGUAUGCAAGGAAUUUCUCCGGGUCGAAUCAACCACCCGGAAAACCAUUCGGAUUCUCCGGAUUGAAUUCUUACUCAAUUUGCUUCAAAAGUAUCAAAACAUUGAAUCACUUGAUCUUUCAGUUUGUCCAUGGAUCGAGGAUGGAGCAGUAUCGACUUUACUGAACCAUUGGUCAUCGAGUUGGACACUGGGAAUCAAGAGAUUGAUACUGAGUCGAGUUACCGGGUUAGGGUACGUUGGGUUGGAGAUGUUGAUUAAGGCUUGUCCGUUGUUGGAAGCGGUUGAUGUUUCGCAUUGUUGGGGUUUUGGUGAUAGAGAGGCAGCUGCGUUAUCUUGCGGUGGGAAGUUGAAGGAGAUUAAUAUGGAUAAGUGUUUAGGAGUAACUGAUAUUGGAUUGGCCAAGAUUGCUGUUGGGUGUAGUAAGUUGGAGAAGUUGAGUUUGAAAUGGUGUUUGGAGAUUUCUGAUCUUGGUAUUGAUCUUCUUUCUAAGAAGUGCUUCGAUUUGAAUUUUCUUGAUGUUUCCUAUCUCAAGGUUACCAACGAAUCUUUACGAUCAAUAGCUUCUUUGUUAAAGCUUGAAGUUUUCAUUAUGGUGGGAUGCUAUUUAGUGGAUGAUGCGGGGUUGCAGUUUCUUGAAAAAGGAUGUCCACUACUCAAGGCAAUUGAUGUAUCAAGGUGUAACUGCGUUAGCCCAUCCGGCUUAUUAUCAGUAAUUAGUGGACAUGAGGGUCUUGAGCAGAUCAAUGCAGGACACUGUCUCUCAGAGCUUUCAGCACCUCUCACUAACGGCUUGAAGAAUUUAAAGCACUUGAGCGUAAUUAGAAUUGACGGUGUACGAGUUUCGGACUUUAUCCUCCAGAUCAUCGGCUCCAAUUGCAAAUCUUUAGUCGAACUUGGUUUAAGCAAAUGUAUUGGGGUGACCAACAUGGGGAUUAUGCAGGUAGUAGGUUGUUGCAAUUUGACGACACUUGAUUUGACUUGUUGUCGUUUUGUCACUGAUGCAGCCAUCUCUACUAUAGCAAACUCUUGUCCAAACCUUGCAUGUCUGAAGUUAGAGUCCUGUGAUAUGGUUACUGAGAUUGGUCUGUAUCAGAUUGGAUCAAGUUGCUUGAUGCUUGAAGAGCUUGACCUUACUGACUGUUCUGGCGUAAAUGACAUAGCACUGAAAUAUUUAUCAAGAUGUUCAAAACUUGUAAGAUUGAAGUUAGGAUUAUGCACAAACAUAUCAGACAUAGGAUUGGCGCACAUUGCUUGUAACUGCCCAAAAUUGACCGAACUUGACCUCUAUCGUUGUGUACGUAUAGGAGAUGAUGGGCUAGCAGCACUGACAACCGGAUGCAACAAGUUGGCCAUGCUCAACCUAGCAUAUUGCAAUAGGAUUACAGACGCAGGGUUGAAGUGUAUCAGCAAUCUCGGUGAACUCUCUGAUUUUGAGUUGCGUGGGCUUUCAAACAUCACGAGCAUUGGUAUAAAAGCAGUUGCAGUCAGUUGCAAGAGAUUGGCUAAUUUAGAUUUGAAGCAUUGCGAAAAACUUGAUGAUACGGGUUUUCGGGCACUUGCUUUUUAUUCACAAAACCUACUGCAGAUAAAUAUGAGCUACUGUAACGUGUCAGAUCAUGUGUUGUGGCUGCUUAUGAGUAACCUGAAGCGCCUCCAGGAUGCAAAACUUGUGUAUCUUGUUAAUGUCACCAUACAAGGAUUGGAGCUUGCCCUUAUAUCUUGUUGUGGUCGAAUUAAAAAGGUCAAACUGCAACGUUCUCUCGAAUUUUCAAUAUCCUCAGAAAUACUCGAAACAAUCCAUGAACGAGGGUGCAAGGUCAGAUGGGAUUAGCUAUGCUGUUUGUGAAUUAGGAAGUGAGAGGGUCACUUAGCUGUCAAUCAAGUUAGUUAAGUUAGUUGCAUAGUUAGAUGGGGUAUUAUUGUUUUCGAGCUCUAUAUAUAAAACCAACAAGAUUAAGUUGAAACUUGACAAAAUUGAAGGUUGUUACUGAUUAUGACUUAACAAACUUAGCUCACUUAUAUAUAGAGUCGAAAACAACAAUAAGUGACUCCUACUAACUUGGCAUUAAUGCAACUAACUUAAUUGAGAACUAUAAUUUGAUGUAUUAUACUUGCUUUUCAUUGAAGUGAUGUUGCUUCAUUGGUGAUUUAAGAUAUCUUCCAUUCAUAAUUUUAAUGUUUUUCCCCCUUGAAUUCUAGUAUAUCCUAUAAGAUGUAUACAGAUACUAAUACGAGACACUGAUUUUUUUAGAUUUCCCCUUGAAUUAUCUUUUUA
Messenger RNA from Medicago truncatula (barrel medic), 2643 nucleotides. Its product is annotated as F-box/LRR-repeat protein 3. Gene Ontology annotation, molecular function: protein binding. Bases 160 to 2199 code for a protein of 679 amino acids. Gene Ontology annotation, biological process: SCF-dependent proteasomal ubiquitin-dependent protein catabolic process. The record is from RefSeq and is a predicted model, not a curated record. Gene Ontology annotation, cellular component: SCF ubiquitin ligase complex. The transcript has 7 exons. Lineage: Eukaryota; Viridiplantae; Streptophyta; Magnoliopsida; Fabales; Fabaceae.